This is a messenger RNA of Acanthamoeba castellanii str. Neff, 3312 nucleotides long. RefSeq lists its product as uncharacterized. Gene Ontology annotation, biological process: cilium assembly. The transcript is spliced from 16 exons. Lineage: Eukaryota; Discosea; Longamoebia; Acanthamoebidae. Bases 1 to 3312 code for a protein of 1103 amino acids. Gene Ontology annotation, cellular component: intermediate filament cytoskeleton; microtubule; mitochondrion. The record is from RefSeq and is a predicted model, not a curated record.
AUGGCCCUCAAGCCCAAACCCCAGGCCGCGGCCUUGUUCGAGGGUCUUGCCAUCAAGGAAGAAGAAGAAGAAGAGACCACAUCCACAACCACGGCCUCGGGUGGCGGCUCGUCUUCGUUUUCGUUCAUCAACGAGGAGCCCCAGGGAGAAGAAGAAGAUGAAGGCGCAGGCGGGUCGCCGGGCGGCGGGGCCGUGCGCAAGAGGAAGGCGGCCAAGCGGCCCGGCACGUACUACCAGGAGGGCGAUCAGGUCAAGCCAGCCGCCGCUGCGGCCACGGCCGAAGCGAGGAGCGCCAAACAGCCGGCAACGACGCCGCGCAAGGAGGAGAGCGACAAGCGAAAGGACGAAAGCAAGGCGGCGGAGGAGGACACGUCGGCCAAACGCGAACGAGAAGAAGCGGCGAAGCGGCGGCAGAGGGAGAAGGAGGAGGAAGAACGAAAGCGACAAAGGCAGAAGGAAGAAGAAGAAGAACGAAAGCGACAGGAAAGCGAAGAAGAUAGGGAGGAGGCCGCGAGGCAGCUGCAGCGCAGGAAGGAGGCGGACGAACGAUCGAAGGGCUCGAGCCAGCCCGACAAGAAAUACGAAAAGGUGAUCGCGAACGCGAGACGGGAAUUCGCUUCUUUGGACGCCGAGCGCGAAUCGCUGACCCACCAGCAGAAGACCAUCCUCAGCGAACAGCGGGAGCGAAACCGAGUCACGCUCAACUUGCAAGAACAGCUGAUCAAGCUGGAUGCCGAGCAAGUGCAAGCGCUUCAGCUCGAGGACUUCGAACGAGCCGAGAAAUUGAACGAAAAGAUUGAAGGCACGCACGCACACUCGCAUCCUUACUUGACCGCGCGCUCAAAGUUAUUGUUUGAUGUUGAUGAUUCUCUUCUGCACGUCAAACAAAAUAGAGGUCAAGGAGGAGAUGAAGAAGAUCGCACGGCAGAAGCUGCAGUUCAGCCAACAGGUGCUGGUCUUGCAUGUGAAGAGGGGCCAGGCGGCGCAGAAGGAAGCGCAGCUACGACGGAGCUUCAUCGACAAGCUCAAGGAACUGAAGACGGAAGAGGAGGAACAGCUGGAAGCAUUCAAGAGCCAGACGAGCAGCAAAUUCUCGGAAGAGAAGGAGCGCAUCCAGGCAAAGAAGAAGGGCAUCCAGAAGCAUCUCACUCACGUGCGCCUGGACCUGGAGAUGUUGCUCAAGAGCGAAGAGACGGUGCACCAGUCCAUCGCGUCCCAGACGCAGAGCUUCAAGGAGGACCUGCACAAGCUCAACCAAGAUCGCGACGCCACGGAGAUCAAGGAGCUGAUGCGGCUGCUGGCCCAGAAGCGGAAAGAGGAGGAAGAGCUGACCAGGCAGAUCCACGGGCUGGAGCGGAACGUCGUGCAGGUGACCGACAGGUUCAAGAACGAGAUGGAGCGGAUCGGCAUCGAGCGAGACGCCAUCGCCAAGGACAACCACAAAUACUCCCUCCAAAUGGAGGAGCUGAAGAAGGCGAAGCGGCAGCUGAAGGGCGAGGAGGCGAAGGACAGGGAGGCGGAGAAGCGCUUCCACGACGCGCUCACUGCGAUCGAGGCCGAGCUGACCAACGAGCGCGCGGCGGUCGACAAACUCGAGCAGAAGGAGGACGAGCUGCGAAGGGCCAAGACCAACUACGAGGCCUUCGUCCGAAUGGAGGCCGAUCAAGAAGAGCAGACCUCGGCGUGCAGCGCGGCCAUCACCCAACUCACCGCGCGAGUGCUCUCUCUGCAGCAAUACACGGCGCCAAUCAGCAAAUUGUCGCCUUGGAUGCUCGCAUCCCCUCGCUUGAAUCCGAGAAGAAACUCGCUGUGUCCGGACGUAAUUUCAAGGAGGCCAAGAGAAUCGCCGAAGAGAUGAAGACGGCCUCGGUACAGAUUGAAGAGAGCAAGGACACCGUCGCUGCCCUCACGGAGCAGCUUGAGACCUGCAAGGUCACUCUGUCGCAGCACAAGGAACAGUUCAAAUCGCUCGACCAAGAGCUCAGUUCAGCCGAGAGCAAAGCCGACAAGGUCAAGCUCCAGCGGCUCAAGGCCAAGGAGAAGGAGCUGCUCUCCAAGCUGGCCAGGUACCACGGCCAGGACGAGGAGACGGAGAUGUCGGCGCUCGAGCUCGAGUCCUGCCAGGCCGAGAUGGCCUCCCUCCGGCUGAAGUGGAACCUCCCCCAGCACGACGAUGACGACAACGACGAAGCUCUCCGCGAGAGCGAAAGCGAAAGCAAACGAAAGAGUCGAGGAGACACCACUGGAAUCAAAGAGCGCGAAAGCGAAAGCGACAAACGCGCCCCGGAGGCCGAGAGGGAAGACCAAAAGAGCGAAAGCGAAGAGCAGGGCGAGCGUGCGGACCCGGCGUUCGAUGCGGCCGCGGCGGAAGAGGAGCUGAGGACCCUGGCCGCGCGCCUGGAGGUGUGGGAGGCCGAGCUCGAGCAGUGCGUGGCCAACGACGACUUUGACCGAGCUGACGAGGUCAACCAGGAGAUCGAGCGGGCCAAGGCGCGGUCGGCCGUCCUCCAAGCGGCGCUCCCCGCGAGCAGCAGCUCCUCGAGUGAUCCAGCGCCGACGCAAACGUCGAAUUCGUCGCCUGACGAAGAGCCAUCGGCCUUCGCCUCCAUUCCUCGCGCUGAAGAUGGCGGUGACGUCGGUGGCGGUGGCGAUGAUGGCGACGAGGCGUUUAAGUCCGAUCGAGGUGUGGUCGAGGAAGAGGCUGAUCAGCCGAGCGUGGAGCGGGAGGUGGAGGUGGAGGCCUCGGGUGACGAUGGAGCGGACCAGGCCGGGUUCGCGUUUAUCUCCGAAGAGGAAGAAGAGGCACCAAAGAACGAAGACGAAAACGAAAAUGAAGACGAAGACGAAGACGAAGACGUUGGCGACGCAGAGCAAGCCGCUGCGGUGGUGGAAGAGGGCGCCGACUCGUCCUCCUCCUCCUCCUUCGCCUUCAUGGCGCACGACGACAACGAAGAGGAAGGAGAGGAAGAGAAGAAGGACAAUGUGGAGGAGUCAGAGAAGAUCACGGACGAGGCGGCGCCAGCGGAGGAAGUGGAGCAGCUGCCACCGGUCGACACAUCUGCGGCCUCGUUUGCGUUCAUCAUCGGAGACGACGAAGACGAGGACAUCAGCCACAACAGCGACAACAACGACCACAAGGAGGAGGAGAGCGGUGGCCACGCCUUCUCCUUCAUCGCCGCCAGCGAAGAAGAGGCAGCACCACCAGCACCAGCACCCACGGCAGACGCAGGCAAGGAAGAAGUGGAGGAGAUCGAAGCAGGAGGAGGAGGAGAAGAGGGUGAGUCCUCGUCUGCCUUCUCCUUCAUAUCUUGA